GACUUUGACGAGGAGGACUUCCACUCGACGCCCAUCCCGUUCGGACGGACUGCAGCGAACGCAGCGUUCGGCCAUGGGUUUGGCAGCGGGGGAAUGAGCAGUGGGCAGGAGUCGCCGACGGGAGCGAUCACGCCCAUUGCGCUGCCCGAACGCGCCGACCGGACGUACUUCCACGCCCGCACCGACUCGCUCACGUCGGAGGACUCGCAGACGUCGGCCAGUCGCCACCUCCCCCGCAAGCCGUCCACGCCCUUCGCACACUCCACCCACUCCUCCAUCAACACCACCACCUCCUCCCCCUUCACAAAGAAGCCCUCCUUCGCGUCCAUCCGCAAUGCCUUCAAGACCGCCGCAAAGGCUGCCCCCGUCGACCCCCCGCCCCUUCCUCCCCUCGACCACAGCGCGUAUCCUGUGCUCAAGAACCCCUUCAACCGCUCCAAUUCAUCCCUGGCGCACGUGCCCACCAACUCCUUCACCAGACGGCCGUCCGAGCUGAACAGCCCGCCUAAUCAUCGACCACCGACACCCGGCUCCAACGAGGCUCGCUACGCACGAGCAGCGAACGGAAGGCAGAGAGGCCACUCUACCGUGCGCUCACAGCAUUCCCAUUCAGGAUCGAUCUUUCACAACUCGGACAGCGAUCAUGGCCAUGGUUUUAAUUUCGGACAUGGAGCUUCGACCUCGCCACCACCCGUCCCUCCCGUCCCAGACCUUUUCCAUGGAAGUUUUGGCUCGAGGACGGACACGCCUCCGCUCGUCGAACCGGACGAGGAUAACGUCGUGCUCGAUCCGAGGACGCCGUCCGAGUAUGCGCUUCAUGCUAUUUUUUUCAGGUUCGCAGGCGCGGCAGAGAUGAAGAUGGACACUUUUCUCAGGCAGCCUCUCGAUCGAGGUGAACCUCCCCUAGCCGACUUCAUGGGCCCCGGCAUCGACCCCAAAUUCGACGACAUCCUCGCCACACUCGGUCGUAUAGGUCAGAAAAACGCGAAACCGGUCGUAGACUCCAUAAUGCGCUGGCGCAGAACACAACACGAGCCCGUCUCCUUCGACAUCGUACGCUUUCACAUCGGCCAAUCGCCCUCAGCCGCAUCUACCACCACGCGCCACAAUAACAACAGCAACAACAACAACGGCGGCGGGAUUCGCUCGCAGGACGCGCCGCUUAUACUCAAUGAGCGCAAGAGUCUGGGCUCGAUAUAUAUCAUGUGUAGGGCGUUGAUAGCGGUCAUGCAGAGUCUGAGCGCGGGGAGUUCGGGUUCUGGGGGUGGGAUGGGACUAGCGCUGGGAGGCGGGGCGGCGAGGGUCGAUGGCGGUCUGGGAGAGAGUUUGGGGUAUAGUUUGGAGGAGACGACGUUUGAGCAGUUUAGGAGGCCGGAUUUGAAGUUAUUGGCGCAGAGCGCGAAUCAUAGGACGAAUGCGGAGCUUUAUGCGACGCUGUUGGGACAUUUGGCGAAUACGAGGUUUCCGAGUGUGAGUAUGUUGUUUUUGGGCGAGUUGGAGCCGGUGGCGAGUGGACAGGUGCCGAAGGAUGCGGAUAUGAAGUAUGAGAAUCUGGUUAGGGGGUUGAAGCAUGUCCAGAUCAAGGUAUGGCCACCAGAAGCCUUCGAAGAUGGCGCAGAGUUCAUGGAGGCACUCGCUAAGUGUUUUGAUAAUGCCCAUGGGUUCCGGUUCAAAGUCGCCUUUGCUGAGACUUUGGUCCAUCUCAUGCAUCCUGUCGCCAAGACCGCACAAGCGGAAGUUAACCAUCCGCAAUGGGCAAAGGCGAUCGAGAUCAUCUAUCCAAAAGCGAGGGAUAUGGCGAGCAAGCCUCGAUAUUGGCAUGUCGCGUAUCCCCUCGUCGUCGUCAGCCUCUGUGUCGCGCCGACGGAGUAUUUUCUCCGGAAUUGGCAGUCUUGCUUCGAAUUUGGACUGAGCAAACUCAAGGAAAAACCAUUCCGGAUCCCCGUCAUGAACGGGAUGAUGCGCCUCAUCUGGACAUACAUGUUUCGUUGUCGCGAAUCUGCAUCGACCUCAACAUCGAAAAUGGAGUCCCUCCUCAAACACUUCUUCCCCCCCAACAGACUCACCAUCUUCCCACAAGAAGACCACCUCGAACCGUUCAUCUACAUCGUCCACUUCGCCUUUGCCCGCCACUUCGACUUCGGAAUCGACAUCACGCUCGGACUCCUCCAAGAAUCAGGCAUGAAAUCACAACCGACGAACGCAUCGUCUAUACUCUCCCCCGAAAGAAUGGCCAUCGCCGUCCAGGCGAUAUUACUCACUAUACAUCUUAUGGAGAGGGAAGAACCGAUCCCGGUUUGGCCGUCUAGUCCCGAUUUCGCGGGCGCGCCGUCGUGGUUGGAUUAUCCCUCCUCGUCAGAUUUCAUGCCACAGGCUCUCCUGUCCAAACCCGGCAUGCAGGAUUUUUUCGAUCGGACGGGGACGGUGUUAAGCCAUGUAGCGAUCUCGUGCGCCAAUGCGAUAGGGAGGAUGUCGAUAUUCGACGAACAGUGGCUCGCGACGCGCCUCAAUCCGAGCUACGAAGAGACGCAUAAUUAUAUUAUAAGACGACAUCCGGAUGGAGCCGUCGCGUAUUCGAAUGCGCUCGUGCCGCAGAUUAGUCUCUUGCAGACGUGUUUCCAGGCAUGGCCUAGAUGUUUGCAUACGCCGUCGUUGCCGACGAACGAGGCGGUGGAUAUGUUGAUUAGGGGGAUCAUACAUAUCGAGCCCGCGGUGGGCGAGGCGGCGGUAUUGGCGCUCAGGAGGUUCAUGGCUGCGGAUGGAGAGACCGCAUCGGCGGUGUUACAGCAGUAUGCGGCGUUCUUGUUCGAUCCGGGGUCGAUUGCGCAGGAGGGUUCGGGGUCGAAACUCGUGGUGGAGAAUAGUAGGCUGUUGAAUUUGUGGGUGAGUCUGUUGGACGGAUGGGUGCAUGAGUUGUUGCAGCGGAGGGUGGGAGAGGUGAAGGAGGAGGAGAAGGAGAGGGUGAGGAGGAGGAUGGAUGAGAGUGAGGCGGGCGCGUUGUUUUUGCUUUGUCAUGGUUCGAGGGGGGUUUAUACGGUGGGCGUGAAGGUGAUGAGGAUGCUGGGUUUGUUGGUUGCGCGGUUGUGGCCGAGGACGGGUGGUGCGGGCCAGGUGGAGUUGAGGAUCGUGGAUAUGUUUCAUGGGAGGGGGCCGGAGAAGGUUCCGCUGGAUGGGUACGACCAUGUUCUCGAGCCGGCAGAUGUAGAGAGGUUGAAACAGUGGAGGGAAUCCACCAAGACCGACGUUUUCCUCCGGAUCGCGGACAGCGAGGAUACGAGGGACCGCACGAUAUGGACGUGGAUCUAUCCUGGCUUCAUGCAUGUCUACACCAUGGAUGGAACGGAACACGCCCCGGCUACGCUCCAGAUCCUCAGGGAGACACUCGUCGCCGCUACAUCGCGGUUUCAUCCCACCAUGGCACUCAUGGCGGGCCUCAUCGCCCGCCCGCCACCCAUCCCCGGGAAAGCGCCAGGCGCAGGAAGCGGUGGUGGUGGUGGCGGUGGUGGUAGUGGGGAGAAGGACGCGACGAAGAAUAAUUCGCUCGACCAGAGGCUGUUGACGGGCCAAUGGUACAUGUGGACGAAAGUGCUCUGUUCGAUCGCCGCCGUGCCCGACCACAGACCCGCUCUCGUCCAACGCGAACACUCCCGCGCGCCGUCCGAAGUCAACUUUGAGCGCGAAAAGUUGACGACGACGCGUGGCUUGGUGCGAUACCUCGCGCCUUUCCUCGACUCGGAACAUUCGUAUUUCCGCGAUGCCGCCGUUUUCUGUAUUAGCUCUUUGCCUUCGAGGGGAUAUCCACAGCUCUUGGACGAUUUGGGACUGCUGGCGCAUCGGCAGUUGUUUGAUGAUAGUAGGAUGAAGGCGAGUGUGACGUCUGUGGCGGAACGGGGUAGGAGGCAGGAAAGGCUGUUCACGGCGGUCGCGAGGAUUUAUUAUUAUACGGCGCAUUAUUUGCAGGAUCAGCGGUCUAGCGGACGUCAGGCUGCGCUCUCGCCUGUCCUGCGUUUCGUGCGGAAUACCCAGGCCGUGCUCACCUCCCCGGACUCGAGAGACCACUUCAAGCUGCAGAAGCUGCGACGUUACUUCUGUGGCACCGUCGAGCGGCUGUUCGACGGCCUGACGACGCUGAACGAUACGGACCGGUUCAUUCCACCUGGGAUGCAUCUGUCGCUUUAUAGGCUUUGCGAGGAGUGGUGUCAGGUCGGGAGGCAGUCCGAGAACGUGAAGCAGAGGCUGAUAUUGAUGCAGAGGGCGGCGACGAAUGCGGUGGUGGAUCCGGCGGAUAAGGGUCAGGCGGUCGCGAUAUUCCAGAAGGAGACGAAGAUGUUGAGCAAGGCUGCGAUUGGGGCCAUGGCGGCGCUUUGUGCAAAGGCGUAUUUUCCGCCAGAUAUGUCGUCGGGUUCGCCGACGGAGAUGCUUUCGUUGGAUAGUCCGAAGGCACUGGAUCCGAGGUCGACGCUGGAGCGGUUUACGUCGAUACUGGCUUCGCUGGAUACCUCCAUCCAGGCGAGCGGAAAGAGAGCGUUAAAGGCGUUGUUGGCAUUCGGAGAGCGCGACUCGACUCUGGUCGACGAGGCUCUUCGACGGUCGUUCGUCACCGCCAAGGAGAGCGAUAACAGCAACGUCCGGUUUUUCGAGGUCGUCGCCGACGUUCUCUGCUCUUCGCAGACCCAUGGUUUCCGGUUCGAACAGGUCGCUUGCCUGGGUCUCUUCAACCUCUGUCACCCGCUACACGCCGUCCGGAGUCUGGCGCUCGAUAUCCUUGAGCACCUGCACGAACAGUCGAACGGCAUGUUGUCCAUCUCGCAGUACGAGUCCUCCAUCGAGAGCUCCGCACCGAGCACAUACCUCCACUAUCAUCGGAUGAUCUCGGACGUGCUCGCCGGGGAACAUCCAGACAAAGCGGCCGCGGUGCUCACACAGUUCUCGACGUGGCUUCCUCAGAUGUUCGACCCUGCGAGUCUGCCACCCGUGCUCCUGCAGAGUUUGGAGUACUGGAGUCCGAAUAUCGAUUUGAUGGAGGAGGAUAGGUCUGCGCUCUCCCGGGAGGGCCGAAUCGCGCUGUAUCAUCUCAUGGCGCUCACGACUCGUUACGCCCAGUCACACGCAGAGCAGAUUCUGCUGCUCUGGACACGCCUCGUUGACGCGCCCCAUCAGUCGAAUGGGCAUGCUGCCAUUCGGUUCCUCCUAGAGCAAUCGCAGACGGUGGGCAGUAUCGCCUUCAUUCAAUGCGCGGAGAACGUCGUCGCUUGUUUGUCGCAGUCGGCCAUCGGGCGCAAUAUCGUCGAGGACCUCUGCAGCGUUAUCGAACCGGCGCGGAUGCUUCCCACCAUCGACCACAAGCUGGCGGUCCCGGACGCGGAGGACGUCGAGCUGUGGUCAGAUCUGGACGUCCUGUUUGCGGAGCAGCCAAGGUUGUCGUUGGGCGCGGGCCAGUACGCUCUGCUCUUCCUUUCGAACAUCGCGCUAGAUCGCCAUUGGGACUCGGACGACCAGUUGCCGACCGUUCUUCAUGCUGUUUUCGUGCACUUGGAUCACCGUAUGCCGUUCGUCCGGGAACAUGCGAGGCGGAUGCUCUUCCAGGUCAUACGCUUUUGGCUGCCCGGAUACGACGAGCUCCCGGAUCGGUCUCAGUAUCCCUCUCGUGCCUCCCUCAAGGCAUCCGUCGCAGAGCUGGAGCGCCAAAUUGGUUCCAAGAUAUGGCGUGAGGACGAGACGGCGACGCAGUCGGAGAACAAGAUGCAGUGGCUCUGCGCUCGGGUGCUCAAGCUUUUACAGCCCUUGUCUCCAAAGCUGGCGAAAGAGUGGGGAUCGCUGGCGUUGUUGUGGGGCACUGCUUGUUCCAUCCGUGCCAUCGCUUUCCGCUCGCUUCAGAUCUUCCGGGCUCUUGUUCCUUCGGCCACGCAAGCCGACAUGGCACUCCUCCUUGGACGGCUGUCGAACACUAUCGCAGCACCCGACGAAAACAUCCAGUCAUUCACGUCCGAGCUCAUCCAGACCCUCAACUCCCUCGCUUUGACCGAGGAACUCGACAUCUCUCUCGUCCCGCAGAUGUACUGGUGUGCUUGCGCGUGUCUGUCGACGACGGUCGAAGGCGAGUUCCUGCAGGUCGUGACGUUACUCGAAUCGAUCCUUUCCCGGGUGGAUCUCAAGGAUGAGAACACCCUACAAUUCAUAUUAUCUCAGCAGCCUCCAGACUGGAUCGGAUCCACAACACUGCAGCCGUCACUGCUCAUCGGUCUGCGCUCCUCAAAGACGUACGAACCGACUAUGAAGAUGCUCGAGCGGAUGGCCAAGAUUCCCGGGAAUGGACUCGUAGACACACCCGAAGGUCGUGUCCGCGACUUGUACACCGCCUGUCUUCCCCGAUGCAUGAGGGCGAUGACGGAAGAGACGACCGAUAAGGACCUCGAGGAGUUCGCUACCAAUAUCGGCAGACUGGCAGAGCUAGAGGACCGACCGAGUAUCGCUCGAAUCAUGACAUCCUUCGUCAAAGGUCGCUUCCGUACCAAGGAGGACUUCCUGCGCCAGUCGGUGUCCAGCCUCCGCGAGCACUAUGGCUCAGACCAUUGGACAGAGGUCGUGACCCUUCUUCUCGGCCUUGUUCUUAACAAAGAGGAGUGGCUGCGCGUACAUUCCCUGCAGAUUCUCAAGGUUCUCUUCCAGCAACGCGAAACUCGCCAACCUGUAGACCUCUUGGGCUCAGAACUACUCAUGCCUCUCCUUCGACUACUGGAGACCGACCUGGCUCCUCGAGCGUUGGAGGUCUUGGAAGAGCCCAUGACGAUCUCCGGCGGUCUGCCGGCAAGACAGGUCCUUCGGAUGAGCAUGCAUCUUAGUAUGCACACGAAGCCUACCGUUAAAGACACCGGUCCAGUCGCGGAUGUCUUCGGGGUGCCGCAGGAGACCGGAUGGUGUGUCGCUCGUCCAGACGAGAUGCGAUCGGUCUGUCGUGCCAAUGUCGUCGCCGUCUUUGAUACGUGCAAGAUAUCUUCCCGUCCUUCCCGCGUCGACUUCCAGCCCGACGACAUCAUCCGCUUAGCAUCCCCAGACCAUGGCGACGAAGACCUCGGCGACCUAGUUCAGAACCUUCAUGAGUUGAGCACCUUCUUCCAGGAGGACAGCGUCACUAGGAGAAAUCCACCUUUCCAAGCUAUGCCCAGUCAUCAGCUCGAAGCCCGUGUGGCGGCCAUUCUCGCGAAAUCGACGGAUCCCGUGACGGAUGUACCGCAGACGCCUUUCGUGGACGUAUUCCGCGUAGAUGGGAUGGCUCCAUUCGGUCAGGACGACUCGGACAAUGAUACGGACUAUAGCUCGGACUCGGAUGCUUUCGUCUUUGACUCUCCUUCUGCUUUACGGAUGCGGGGUGCACAUGGCAUAAACGGUAUCAAUGGUUCUCGGACACGUAUAUAACCUAUGCCCUUUUAUUUUUGGAUUCUUUGUCCAUAUGUUACGCGGUACUUUUUUUUUGGUUUCUACUAUUACUUACGCUCGUCUCACCCUGUCGCAAUGUCCAUAGCUUCAUAUGAUCUGACACUAACCUGUGCAUUAAUGCUCCGCAUACAUACUGUAUUGUACCACCACGCUCUC
Messenger RNA from Stereum hirsutum FP-91666 SS1, 7593 nucleotides. RefSeq lists its product as uncharacterized. The record is from RefSeq and is a predicted model, not a curated record. Gene Ontology annotation, cellular component: site of polarized growth; cell cortex. Gene Ontology annotation, biological process: cell morphogenesis. NCBI's taxonomy places the organism in Eukaryota, Fungi, Basidiomycota, Agaricomycetes, Russulales, Stereaceae. The transcript has 8 exons. The coding region runs from base 94 to 7416 and encodes 2440 amino acids.